This is a messenger RNA of Fusarium coffeatum, 2085 nucleotides long. RefSeq lists its product as uncharacterized. The record is from RefSeq and is a predicted model, not a curated record. Bases 1 to 2085 code for a protein of 694 amino acids. The transcript has 3 exons. NCBI's taxonomy places the organism in Eukaryota, Fungi, Ascomycota, Sordariomycetes, Hypocreales, Nectriaceae.
AUGGCUCUACCACGAGAAUCAAUGUUUCUCCCGACUAUCAAAUGCUCGUCAUGUAGUCGGGAGGUUGAGAUUUCCAUGAUGGGCGAUCAUGUUUGUGCUCCACCAGAGCCUGAACUUUCCCCUCCACCAGAAAGAUAUGAGGCAUACACUCCAUACAGCCCAGCACCUUUCAGUCCAGGACUCUACAGCCCAGCGUCUCCUGAGAAACCAGGUCACAUACCGCCCUCACUAGAUGUCAACGCUGCCAAUCAUCCGUUUAUGCGAAAAGGACAAUUGACACCAAAUAGUGAACCGCGCAGCACAUCGCCAAUCAAUGACAUGAACUGUUUCUUUGACGACGUUCCAACGCCACACGAAGACGAUCUUAUCAUGCCAUCACCGCGCCCUAUCGACCGCCCUGGAGCUUACGGAGGCUUCGGCGGCCCAGACUUUCAGCCUCGCUCGGUGAGCCCUAAUGGAGGAGUCAACUCGUCCCUAUUCAAGAGAGUGGACACGAUCGCUCCAGGUCCCUUUGAUCCCAUUCGCAGUCCUUCGGCAUCAUCCUUUCCUAAGGAGAUAGCAGAACCCCGCGAUAAGUCGGAAAGCUUCCUGAGUGCAUCACCAAGGGACUAUUUUACCACCCAAAGAAAUGAAAGGUCGCCGUCUCCUACAGGAAGUGCCAGCAACAAUGAUUACGAAGUGUCUGCCCCCCCUCAACGGCCAACACGAGAUGACUACGAAGGUUUUGGACGCCCGUUCGAGGUCGAUGAGUUACUCCAGCCUCAGCCUCUGGGAACAAUGAACCGCUCUGACACGUUCCCCAAACUCGCUGUUCGAUCAGAAGCACCACUAAGGACUACUUCUGCACCUGGCAUCAAACCCGAACGAAAGGUUUCUAGUGGGUUUGGGCAUGCCUCCAAGCCAUCGCUAGGACCAGACACCUCGAGAGCACCUCCGCCACGUAAGAGUCUAUUGCGUCCGUCAAAGUCCAGCAAGUACUCGGGAUCUGUCGAUCUUGCCGCUGAAUUCGGCGUCAACAACCCUUACCACACACCUUCGGACUCUACAUCUUCUGGAUUUUCAACGUUCAGCCGCCAGAGCAACGGCAGCUCUCGAACUAGCCAGACAAGAUCUCAACCUCGGCGUGAUCCCUCUGACCUCUCGGCUAUGGAUGGACUGAUGGAAGAUCUGGAAAGCUCGAUGGAAGCUUUGGGAUCUAAGAACACUCAAGCGGAGGCCCCUGUACGACCUCCACGUGCUCGUUCACCUCUUGCAGAGUCGCCACAAGAUAUGUCUCGCGAGAGAACCGACUCGCCUAACCGAUAUGGGUCUCAACAAAUUCCUCACCAGCGACAGAUUUCACAAUCAAAGCCAUCUUACACACCUUACACCGCGUCACCUCAAGAACACCACCUUACUCCAACCCUGCAGACAACUUCACCGCAAACGCUCCCUCCAGCGUUAGCACCCCCGAUUCGAAAAGCAUCACAGGACCCUGUGCGAUCCCGUGGCAACUGCAAAGCCUGCGGCCUCGCUAUCACAGGAAAGAGCAUCUCCUCUGCGGACGGAAGGUUAACAGGCAAAUACCACAAGGCCUGCUUCGUUUGCACAACAUGCUCUGAACCUUUCACAUCAGCCGAGUUCUAUGUUCUGAACGACAAGCCUUAUUGUGAACACCAUUACCACAAACUCAACGGCAGUCUCUGCGGAAGCUGUGAGAAGGGCAUUGAGGGCCAAUACUUGGAAGACGAAUUCUCAAUCAAGUACCACGUUGGUUGUUUCCGAUGUCUCGAUUGUGGCCGGUCUCUUUCGGAAGGCUACUUCGAGGUGGAAGGCAAGUCGUACUGCGAGCGAGACGCUUGGCGCCGAGUGCAGCAACCAUAUCCUCCUAUGAAAGCACCUCCAGGCCGAUCACAGUCAGGUCCUCGACCUCCCAUGAUGGGUCUCCCUGGCCACCCGGCACAGCGAAUGGGCCCCGGUAUGGGACUCCCACGACCUCCAUACGGCAUGCCGCCGCCUGGAAACCGGUUGGCUCCGGGCCCUCCUGGGCCUCCCGGUCCUCGACCACGAAUGAACAAACGAAACACUCGACUUGGCAUGAUGUAA